GCGGGGACGUCUGGCGUCUGGGAACGCCAUGGCGGAGCUGGUCCCCCUGGCCGAGGAGCUGUCGUGCUCCAUCUGCCUGGAGCCCUUCAAGGUGCCGGUCACCACCCCCUGCGGCCACAACUUCUGCAGCGCCUGCCUGGACGAGACGUGGGCGGUUCAGGGCCCGCCGUACCUGUGUCCGCAGUGCCGCGCCGGCUAUCAGACGCGGCCGCAGCUGCACAAGAACACGGUGCUGUGCGCGGUGGUGGAGCAGUUCCUGCAGGCCGAGCUGGCCCAGGCGGCGCCCUCGCCGCCCGACGGCUGGACGCCGCCCGCCCGCCCCGCCGAGCCCAGCCCGGCCUGCCGGGUGGCCUGCGACCACUGCCUGAAGGCGCCCGCCGUCAAGACGUGCCUGGUGUGCAUGGCCUCCUUCUGCCAGGAGCACCUGCAGCCGCACCUCGACAGCCCUGCCUUCCAGGACCACCAGCUGCAGCCGCCCGUCAAGGACCUGAUGCGCCGCAAGUGUCCCCAGCACAACCGGCUGCGGGACUUCUUCUGCCCCCAGCAUGAUGAGUGCAUCUGCCACGUCUGCCUGGUGGAGCACAAGGCCUGCUCGCCUGCGACCCUGAGCCAGGCCAGCGCAGACCUGGAGACCAAGCUGAAGCAUAAACUGACCGUCAUGUACGGUCAGAUCAACGGUGCAUCCAGGGCGCUGGAGGACGUGAGAGGCAAGCAGCAGGACAUAAGGGAGGUCGCACACAGGAAGACAGAGCAGCUCAGACAAGAAUUCAUGGAAAUCAAGGUGCUCCUUGAUGCCGCUGAGGCCACCUCCACCCAAAAGAUAAAGGAAGAGGAGAAGAGGGUCAGUACCAAGUUCGACCACAUUUACCAGAUCCUCCUCAAGAAGAAGAGUGAGAUCCAGACGCUGAAGGAGGAGGUUGAACUUGCCCUGACCAAGGGGGACGAGUUCGAGUUUCUGGAGAAAGCGGUAAAGCUGCAGGGAGUGUCCACAAAGCCGGUGUACGUCCCCAAGGUGGAGCUGAAUCAGGAGCUGAUAAAGAGUGUCUGCCAGGCCACCUUCGACCUCAAAAACGAGUUGAAGCGGUAUAUCAGGCAGCCCCCGGACAAGAAGGCCGAGGAACCCACUGGCUCAGGGAGCCCUGGAGAGCAUGGCCCAGCGCCCACGUACAAACCCUCACACUUCACGAAGAAGGUCCUGAAAGAAGAAAAGAAAUCCAAGAAACCUCCCGCUGCCUCUGCCUCAUCCAUCAAUAUGCCCACCUUCGGAGCCCCAGAACAGUUACUGGAUUUAAAGCAAGCAGGCCCAGAGAAUGCAACCAAAGCCUCCACUGCGCAGCCGAACCCGACGCUCCUCAAGACCAGCAACGUGCUGGACACCUUCUUGGCCAAGUCCAGGUCCGAGCUCCUAGAAUAUGCCAUUAAAUUCAGCCUGGACUGCAACACGGCCCACAACAAGGUGGCGCUGACGGAGAAGUACACCGUAGCCUCCGUGGCCGACUUACCCCUCAACUACCAGCCACAUCCCAAGAGGUUCACGUACUGCUCCCAGGUGCUGGGCCUGCACUGCUACAAGAAGGGGAUUCAGUACUGGGAGGUGGAGCUGCAGAAGAACAACUUCUGCGGGGUGGGCAUCUGCUACGGCAGCAUGGCGCGGCAGGGCCCCGACAGCCGGCUCGGCCGCAACAGCGCCUCCUGGUGCGUGGAGUGGUUCAAUACCAAGAUCUCUGCUUGGCACAACAAUGUGGAGAAGACGCUGCCCCCCACCAAGGCCACGCGGGUCGGCGUGCUUCUCAACUGUGACCAUGGCUUCGUCAUCUUCUUUGCCGUCGCCGACAAGGUCCACGUGAUGUAUAAGUUCAAGGUGGACUUCACCGAAGCUCUGUACCCAGCCUUCUGGGUGUUCUCUGCGGGCGCCACGCUCUCCAUCUGCUCCUACAAGUAGGCCGGCCAUGGACACUGGCCUCUGGGUGCCCAGGGCAGGGGUGGGAGGGCUGCAGGCGGGACUCUCCGAGAGUUUCCUGAGACUCCUCAGGGUUGAGAGUGUGGGAGGGUGGGGGUGGAGGGUGGGGGAGGUGAUUGCGCUGUGGGCCAGGAAGCACUUCCACCUCCUGGUGCCCGUUGGGGCAGGGUGACCUCCUCCCCCUUGUUCCAGUAGGUCCGCAGCUGCUGGCAGUUGGAUGGGGUUUGGGGAGGUAAAGUCAUGGGAGCCCUUUCCUCUCGGAGGGAAUCUGUAGCCACGCAGGCUCUUUCCCAGGUCACCCGGUGUAAGGUCCUUGGCCUUCUGGAGCAGCCUUCGGACCUUAGUGUUUUGAUUACUCUCUAGGGCUCUUCAACUUACAUAGAUUUAAAAACAAUUACCACGUCAUUGAAUUUCAAUAUUAUUCACCCCCUGCAGGUGGGGGUUCAGAUGUAUGCUCAGACUCCUGGUUAUUUUCUGUCCUUCAGGAAAACUGCCCAUAGCAGGUCUCCACCCAGAUCAGAGUUUCUAGAAGAAGAGGGUCCUCUCCCUCCACUGGAGAAUGGUCCUGCUUCCCUUCCUCUCCUUGUACCUCAUGCCCCGUCAAUGGUUUUAAAAUGUUUAAUCCAGCAGGAAACUUUUCAGACGGAGGUUUCAAACCAUGAUCUCAGUCAGCCUGUGUUGAAUUUGUGAUUCAAGGUCAAGGUGGCCCAGGUCCCCUGGAUGGGAACGCUUCCCACUCCCACUUUUGGUGGAUACCCUGGCAGCACACGCAAGAGCCUUGCGGAAGGCCUUCUUCCCACAGGCUUUGGAGCAAGGAACACCACUGGGCAAGAGUGACCCUGAGCUGGGUCGACAUUGUGGUGGUUUUGCUCUUAUUAGCGUCUUGCCUUCUUACUGAUAACUGUGCUCAGUGAUAGCCGCUCGUCCCCAGGGCUGUGAGGCACUGGACUGGCUGGUGUAAAUCCCACUGCGGCCAGUACAGUCAAGUGGACUACAAACUUGAUAUCCGCAGCCCAUCAUCAUACAUACAGACAAGUCAUGCGGGGCUUGCCUCCAGGGCGGUGCUAGUUCUCUUGCUGGGCUGACCACCUGCGGCCAAGAGAGUCUUCUAGCAGGUCCCGUGGGAAACAGCAACAUUCCUAUUUAUCCCUGGCCACAGGCCGCCGGCCCGGUGUGACUCUCUUGUGAGUCACGUGCCUGGUACUGGCACUGCACUAGCCUUUUCUCUUUUUCUCCUUUGAGCCAAUUCCAGGUGUGGGGACUGACCAGGCGAGGGGGCCCAGAGACUUCCAGGGCCAGUGAGAGAACUACGGGACUCCAGCACGAGGGGAUCUCUUUCCUGCAGGGUUUUCUGUGCAGUGAAAGUAACCCCAGUCUGCUCAGGGGCAGGAGGGAAUGGGUCGCCGGAAUUCCCCGAGCUCCUUCUGUGCUGACGUUGCCAGGAUGUAAAUUCCCAAUCCAAAAGUGGGAGAAAUUUAACCUCUUUUUGGUAAAACAAAUCCUACCCUGGGCUUUCCUAAGAGGGGAGCUCAGCUCAGGCUUUUUGUGGUAUAAAAAAGAGGUCAACCACUGGGGAUGUCAGGACCCCAGAACUUUUAUAUGAAUAUUUGAGAGUUGAACGCAUCUCUGGCCUUGUGCUGGAUGGAAUUCCAGGGCACUCUAAUCAGGCCCAGAGCAUUGGAAAUUCUUGACAGGGAUGUUGCUCUGUGUCCUCUCCCGGUAAGGACUUUCACUUCCUCGGGAGAGAGAUCAUCUUCGUAGGGAAGACCUCCCUGCAGUAGCUGAGAUGCAGCUUUUAAUUUUCUUCUUUUGAUCCUGGGAAGGAGAGUUCUUUGGUGAUUCUUCUCUGCUUUUGGCAAAGGUCAAGAGCAUCUUCAUCGAUCUUCUGAAACCAAAGCCUUGUCUGAAGCCAGUUCCCACUUGGGAAACAGCUAGGCGUGGAAGAGGAGGAUGCUGAAGGGUAAUCCACGGGUGCUGCUGGGGCUCGCUCCACAGACCCAUGGGCAACAGAGGGAACUUCUCCCUGGUGACCCUACACCUCAGGGUAGGGAAGUGCAGUUCCCUCUGUUUUUAAGAGCGGCAAGGAGGUGGCCCAAGGGGAACUCUGUGCAAGGCGCCCUGGAGAUGUGAAUCAAGGUGUGCAUAUUCGCCAUCUCGGGUCAUCUUGUUUGCAGUGGGGAGACCUUACACUCCCCUCGCCUUGCAGGGCUGUUGCCCAGCCUAGAGUCCUCAAGUUUGGGGCAACAGUGGAUUCAUCUAACUUCUCGUUUUGCAAGAUAAGUCAAUGAGGAGGUACUGGAUGACUCCACUAACCACUCUGGCCCUCCCAUCAUGGAGGAAAGGCCUCCUAGAUGCCCCCCGGUACCGUGGGGGAAGAGUCAGAAAACCCAGAUACACAAACAUAAAAAAUACUAUCCCAGACCCCAGGCAUCAGGGACUUAGUCACUCUGGCAUGAUCUGAUCAGGGGUCAAGUUUUUGUAUUAUUCAAGACUGGCCAGUUCCCCUGUUUUAAUCACUGAGAAAUGGAUCUGUGAUCUAUAACUAAUACUGACAUGUUAUCUCCUUACUCUAUUCCACCUCUCACCACUAUUGAUUUUAGUUAAUUGGUAGGAGUAUUUGUGCUACUAUUUCACGAGCUUUUUUUUUUUUUUUUUAAAGAGUUGAUUCUUCAGAACAUCAUUGGGGCUGUAGACACAGAGCUUUCAAAACCCAUGAAAAUACUAGGGCCAGGGCUGGUUGACAUGCCUUAGAAGCUGUGAAUAUAAAAAGCGGUGGCUGGUAUUUUUCUUGCAUCGAAGUCUGUGUAGAGGGUCUAUACGAUGUCUAUACACACUGAAAAGUAUCACACUUUCUGAGUUCUGUGAGUUCUCUGAAUUACUGAACUCGAGGGAGGUCAUGUGCUAUGGACUGGAUGUUCAUGUUGCCUCCAGAAUCACAUGUUGAAACCUGACCUCCAGUGUGAUGGUAUGGGGUGGGGAGACUUGGUUAUGAAAGCAGAGCCCUCGUGAGUGGGAUCAGUACCCGUAUAAAAGAGACCCCCGUAGAGCACCCUUGCCCCUUCUGCCAUGUGGGCACACAGCAGGAAGACCAUGAACCAAGAAGUGGUUCCUCCCUGGAAAUUGAACCCAUCAGCACUGGCUCUUGGAUGGAUCUUCCAACUUUCAGAACUGCCAGACAUAAAUAUUUAAGCCACCCAGUUUCUGGUGUUUUUGUUAUAGCAGCCCAGACUAAGAUGUCCUGGGAGUGUGAAACGGAAUAAAGGAAACUAUGUUUAAAAUCGAGUUAGGAGGCCGGAAGGGGGAGCCCUUGGGCUGUACCGCUCCUUAAGCCCUUUGCAGACCCAAGGGGAGGAGCUGGGAAGAGCUACCAUGCAUUGCCCACAGGAAGGAGCCUAUGCUACCCAGCGGGAGGAAGGGAGAUUUUCUUCUCCCCUGGCAACAGCCCAGCCAAUGAGACCGUCCCAAGUCCGCCAAUGAAAAGGCACUACACUUGGAACUCCCAGUUCACACCAGUGGACCAUUCACACCAAUGGACCAUUCGCUUAUAACAGCUCCUUCCAAUUCCCCACCUUUCCUCUAUAAAAGAAUGUUCCUCUCCUUGGUUCUCAGGCUCUGCCUAUGGUUUGUUUUGUGGUGAUUUGCGUGUUCCAAAUUGCAAUUCUCUGUUAUUCCUGAAUAAAUUUAUUUCUAAAUAA
Molecule: messenger RNA, 5655 nt
Organism: Hyaena hyaena (striped hyena)
Lineage: Eukaryota; Metazoa; Chordata; Mammalia; Carnivora; Hyaenidae
Gene: TRIM25
Product: tripartite motif containing 25
Exons: 10
Coding region: 29-1942 (637 amino acids)
Molecular function (GO): protein binding
Source: RefSeq, a predicted model, not a curated record